CGACAGCGCGCGCGCACACACGCACAGAGAGAGAGAGAGAGAGAGAGAGAGAGAGAGAGAGAGCAGGUAUGGCGACCAGCGGCACGCUCCCUGUCGUGGACCUGGCGCCUUUCUUCACCGGGGAUGAGAGCGGCAUGGCCCGCGCCACUGAAGCCAUGCGCGAGGCGUGCCACACGCUGGGGUUCUUCCGUGCCGUGAACCAUGGCAUGCCCGCGGAGCUGAUGAAGCGCGCGCUGGAGCUGUCGGCCGCUUUUUUUGCGCUGCCGGACGAGGAGAAGGCCAAGGUCCGGCCGGCGGAGGGGUCCCAGGCGCCCCUGCCGGCUGGCCACGGGCGGCAUCCCGCCCAUUUGGUGGACAGGUACGAGUACGUGCGGGUCUGUCAUCCUCGGCACGAGCUCAACUUGUACUUCCCCGAUGAGCCGGCCGGUUUCAGAGAAGCAAUGGAGGAGUGCUACGCGAAGCUCACCGAGCUGGGGCUGCUCAUCCAGGACAUCCUGAACGACUGCAUGGGGCUGCCGCCGGGCUUCCUCAAGGAAUACAACAGCGACCGCGGCCUGGACGUCAUGGUGGCGCUGCGCUACUUCUCUUCAUCGUCGAGGGAGGGGGAGGAGAUUGGGCUGAGCGAGCACGAGGACGGGAGUUGCGUCAGCUUUGUCUUCCAGGACGGCGUGGGCGGGCUGGAGGUCCUCAAAGACGGGCAGUGGAUUGCGGCAGAGCCCGCCGACGGAAGCAUCGUCGUUAAUAUCGGCGACGUCCUGAGGGUGCUGAGCAACAACACGUUCCGUAGCGCGACGCACCGGGUGGUGAGGAAGGCGGCGCACCGGCACUCGUUCGGCUUUUUCUGGUCCAUCCACGGCGACAAGUGGGUGGAGCCGUUGACGGAGUUCACGGCCAAGAUCGGCGACGCGCCGCAGUACAGGGGGUUCAAGUACAACGAGUAUAUGCAGCGGUUCAUGAAGAGCAGGACGGAUCCGCAGGCCAGGCCCGAGGACGCCUUCAGCGUCAGCCACUAUGCCAUCUGACGGGCGUCAGUGUCAAGCAGUUUCUUUGAUCUUAUUUGUAAUUUUAUUUGUUAGUUGUUGUUCCUUUGUGCAAAGUCAAGCGUUUUGCUAUACUUAUGAU
Molecule: messenger RNA, 1122 nt
Organism: Triticum aestivum (bread wheat)
Lineage: Eukaryota; Viridiplantae; Streptophyta; Magnoliopsida; Poales; Poaceae
Product: flavanone 3-dioxygenase 2
Exons: 2
Coding region: 69-1022 (317 amino acids)
Source: RefSeq, a predicted model, not a curated record